AUGCGGCGUGUGCUGUGGCUCGUGAGCGCCAUCGCGAUCGCCGAGGCGGGCACGACGUGCAGCGUCGUAUACACCACGCGGGCGGCGACGCCGGCGCCGACGUCGACGACGACACCGAGCAGUCCCACCAAGGAUCCUCGCAGCAGCAGCAGCAACGACGAGCCAACGAUGGCACCCGCGACGCUCUUUCCAGACGCCUCGACGCCGGCACCGACGUCGUUGCAGCCCAACGAAACCACGUUGCCGCCGAACGUCAAUGCGACGACACCGACGCCGACGACGGUACCGACGCCGGAUGCAACACCGGUCGCGACGACGGCGACGGUGGCGCCGACGACGCUGCCAACAACACCGACGACCACGCCCAAACCAACUGGCAAGACCAAGACGCCAGCACCGACGGUCGACCGUCGUCUUCGACAAGUCGCCGACAGCAACAGCACCAACACGACGACGUCCGUGCCGCCGCCGACGCCGGUCGUGCCGACACCGGUCCCCAACGACGGUUCGUGGAGCGGCAGUCGCAGCGGUAGCAACGACGUGAUUACGCUGUCGCCGCUUGCAACGCCGAGUCCGUUUGAUAUCGCAUGCGACGCAACGUUCUACGGGCAGUGGGCUGCGCGCAACCUCACGUGCGCCGGUGCGCCACUCAACGUGUCGGCGGCCGUCGACGCUGCGGCGUGCGCCGUCUAUAAAGGGUCAGCUCCCUCGCUCCGCGACGUCUGCGUCUCGCUUUGCACGCUUCCAUCGUGCGACGCCGGUGUGUGGAACUACCACGCCGACGCCGGGGCCUUCUCAUCCAUCUACGCGUCGAUCGACGUUGCGUCCUUCUUUCCGUCGGCGAUUGCGUCGACGAUCCAAAACGUGUCGGUGGCGUCCGUGUGCCCAGCGGCUGGCAACACGACGUCGACGCUGGCGUCGUGCGGGUGCCCGGCACCGUGGUCGUCGUCGCCGACAACGGCACCCGCCUCGCCGACACCGGCGCCCGCGGUCGUCAAUCCGCUCUGGAACUGGGUGCCCACCAACGCCGAGGCAGCCGUCGCACCGCUCGCCAAGACAACCGCCGCGGCUACGAUUGCGAUUGGGACGGUGGUUUCAAUCUCGGGCGGCCUCGUGUCGUCGGCGUCGGCCGCCACCACGGUCGCCGCGAGCUCAUCGAUGAUGCUCUUUACGUUCGACAUGCUGCAGUUUGGUAGCAUGCUCAACCAGAUCCCGCUCUCCGAGAAGAGCAACGUGCUUACGGAAUUUGGCGCGCAGAUGAAGUUUGCGGUCUUCAACUACCUCGGGUUCCUCUUUCCAGAGACCGCCACGACAUCCUCCAAGCACGCAACGCGCGUUCUCACCACGGCAUCACCCGGCGACUGCCAAGGCGUGUGUCAGUAUGCUGUCACGAUCGGCGUGCCCGAGACCCGUCUCUUCCUCAUUACGCUCCUCGGUAUUCGUGUCGCGGGCGCCGCCGUCUUGCUGCUCUACGGCCUCGCCGUUGGCUUUGUCCAUUACGUGCUCAAGAAACCGGACAUGACCAAAACGUGGUUUGACUAUGCAAUUGGCGGGCUCGUCAUUCUCGGCAUGGCGUCGCAAUACGCGAUCGGUGUCACGGGCGUCUACCAGCUCUACCUCGGCGUUCGCGACCGCGUCUUUGACGUAUCCUUCUUUCUUGCGAUUCUCUCGCUCCUCUUUUUGGCUGUCGGGCUCCUUUGGUUUGGCUACUACAUCAUCCAGAAGCACGAACGCGACCUCCUCGACGUGGCCAAGGUCGAACACACGAAGAAGGCCAUGCUCUUGGCGCUGCUCUGCGGCAUGACGACCGGUGCGGCCUUUCUGAACGCGACGCUCCAGAUCGUGCUCAUUCUCGUCUUUCACAUUUGCUUCCUCGUGCACCUCGAGCAGUGCCAGCCGUUCCAGACGCGCUUCUUGCAGCACUCGAUGGCGCUCAUCACGCUCGUCAAGAUUGUGACGCUGAUCCUCUCGAUGUUUUUGAUCUCGUCGAUCGAAGGGCUGCCGCAAGGCUUCCACGACGUCGUGAGCAACAUCAUCGUCGCGCUCCAGCUCCUCGUGCUUGCCGCGCUCAUGGUGCGCCAAGUCGUACUCCUCUACCAGCGCUGGCGCGCCGAGAAGAUGCACGACGAGCAGCAAGCCGCGAUGGAGUCGGCGCUCAAGCCACUCGAUAGCCUCGAGACUCUCGCCGUCCUCCGCCGUCCGUCGAUGGACACCAAGUCGACGUUGCAGCCCGUCAAGAGCGACGGCAUCAUGCGGUUGUAG
Molecule: messenger RNA, 2262 nt
Organism: Saprolegnia parasitica CBS 223.65
Lineage: Eukaryota; Oomycota; Saprolegniomycetes; Saprolegniales; Saprolegniaceae
Exons: 2
Coding region: 1-2262 (753 amino acids)
Biological process (GO): transmembrane transport
Source: RefSeq, a predicted model, not a curated record